Molecule: messenger RNA, 1694 nt
Organism: Lathyrus oleraceus (garden pea)
Lineage: Eukaryota; Viridiplantae; Streptophyta; Magnoliopsida; Fabales; Fabaceae
Product: serine carboxypeptidase-like 45
Exons: 11
Coding region: 209-1609 (466 amino acids)
Biological process (GO): proteolysis
Cellular component (GO): vacuole
Molecular function (GO): serine-type carboxypeptidase activity
Source: RefSeq, a predicted model, not a curated record
UUUUUAAUCAGAUUAAUAGUUUUUAUUUUAUUUUUUAAAUUUACCUGAGCUGCAAUAAAUCAUACAUGUAGCUAAGCUAUUUUUUCUUGAUUUCUCCCCCUAUUUAUACCAUACUCCAGCGAUCUAACAUCAUAUAUAUUUCUUCAACUUCUCUCUCUCAUCUCUCUUACAUAAAUCUAUCAUUACGAAUCAGAUCCUAAGUGUCAAAAUGUCUGCAUUAUCUAUUUUCUUCUCGAUAUUAUUUUGCUUUCUUUUUUCAUACGGAGCAGCAACACAUAAGAUUAUCAGUUUACCGGAUCAGCCACCGGUAAACUUCAGUCAAUACUCCGGUUACAUCACUGUCGAUGUUAACCACCAGAGGAACCUAUUCUACUAUUUCGUAGAAUCGGAAGUUAACCCAUCAUCAAAACCAGUUAUACUCUGGUUACAUGGAGGGCCUGGGUGUUCUGCCGUAGGAGAAGCUGCUUUCACCCAGCAUGGACCUUUCUUGGUCACUCCCAAGGGUUUGGUCAAAAAUCCCUUCAGCUGGAAUAAAGAGGCAAACGUGAUAUACUUGGAUUCCCCGGCUGGUGUUGGUUUCUCUUAUUCGGCCAACACCUCCGAUUAUAUAUUUCUAAAUGAUGAAUUUGCAGCGAGGGAUCAUCUUGUGUUUCUUGAGCAUUGGUUCGGUGAAUUCUCCAAAUUCAGAACCAAUGACUUUUUUAUAGCCGGGGAAAGCUAUGCAGGACACUUUGCGCCCCAACUUGCGAACCUCAUCCUCCAAACCAAAUCCAAAAUCAAUCUGAAGGGGAUAGCCAUAGGAAAUCCUCUUCUUGAAUUCGACACUGAUUUCAACGCCAUGGGUGAAUUUUUAAAGCUGCAUGGCUUAAUAUCAAAUUCAACCUAUGAAAUGUUGAAUAAUGUGUGUAGUUAUGCAACAAUGAGGAGGCAGCUGAGAGCUACUGGUAAAUUAAGUACCAGUUGUUUUCAAAUUAAUAUCCAAAUGGAAAAAGAGAUCGAUGGUUAUAUCGACAUAUUCAACAUUUUGGCUGAUCUUUGUCCAGUGCCACCGGAAAAACAAGCAUAUUUGUUGGCUAAAGAGAGAGCUGGAGUGAAGACCAAUGCAUGCAUACGAGAUGACUCGUUCGCAUACCUGAAUCGGAAAGAUGUACAGUCAGCUCUUCACGCCAAGCUUGUAGGGGUCAAAGUUUGGUCAACAUGCAGUGGGGUUCUUGUGUAUGACUUCCAAAACCUUGAAAAUCCAACCAUAUAUUUGCUAGGAACACUUGUUAAGGCAGGUGUUAGGGUACUAGCAUAUAGUGGUGACCAGGAUGCAGUCAUUCCAUUUAUUGCGACAGAGUCUUUAAUAUAUGGAUUGGCUAGAGAUUUAGGGUUGAACAUAACAAGACACCAUGAGGCUUGGUUUCAGGGAGGUCAGGUUGCUGGAUGGACCCAAGUAUAUGGGAACAUUCUAACUUUUGCAACAGUAAGGGGAGCAGGUCAUUCAACUCCAUUAUCUCAACCUGAGAGAUCUUUGGAGAUGCUCAAAGCUUUUCUCAAAGGAAAACCACUCCCAAAAAGACCUCCCUUUCCAAUUAAGAAAGGGCUCACUUCGCACUCUAGAAUUUGAAGAUAUAAUGUUCUUUUUUUAUGUAGACAUUCUAAUGUUUUUUGUAUGUUAUUUUUGAUGUGGAUAUUUUAUUUUCAACAUUUUA